AGGUGGCAGAGGAGUAAGGGAGAGGGAGGAAGUGUGAAAGACAGAGAAAGCAAGCCAGACUCAAAGAGAGGGAGAAAGAGAGAGAGAUGGGAGAGGAGUUUGUGAUCACCAGUGUUUUUUGCUUGCUGAGUCUUAUUAUAGAUGUGAAGGCAAAAGGAAAAGUUUCUGUCAGCUCAAUUAUGGAUGGAAGCUCCAGAUAGUUAGCUGAGUGGGUGAAGCUGUUUCUGUGUAGGGGACACAGUAACAGGUCCAAGGAGAAGCGGGGAAGGGAACUGCUGUAGAUGGACAUUUGCUUGAGAGCAGGCACGUUAAGGACACUUCGAGAAGGACACACUAUGAACGGGAACAGGACUCUGUCUUGGUGACAAGGACACCUUCAUCUCCUGAACGAGUAAAUUGUUCACAGUUACCACACAGGUAGCCAUCUGAGACGGACAGGUCCACUCUUCUGAAUAUGGCCACAAUGGCUGCUGGUGGGGAAACACAGUUGGCUGACACAAACACACUCCAUCUCCAUGCUGAGCCUGACACACCCAGAGAACCCAACCAGUAUCAAGAACUUGUAUCAGCAAGAUGUUAAGUGUAGCCAAGCAGUACUGUUUGGGGCCUCCAUCAUGGACAAUGUGACACCUGGCACCCCUCCUGAUGGGCUGGAGCAGCAGGGUUACAACUACCUGGCACUCGUCCUGGGUGUGCCCUUAAUUCUGAUCAUCAUCCUGGGCAAUGUUCUCGUGUGUCUGAGCGUGCUCACAGAGCGCUCGCUGAAAACAGCCACUAACUACUUCAUUAUCAGCCUGGCUGUUGCAGACCUGCUGCUUGCCCUGCUCGUGCUGCCUCUCUAUGUCUACUCUGAGUUUCUGGGUGGCAUCUGGACCUUGAGCACAUACAUUUGUGACGCUCUGAUGACCAUGGACGUCAUGCUGUGCACCGCCUCCAUCCUCAACCUGUGUGCCAUCAGCGUUGACAGAUACAUCGCAGUGGUGGUCCCUUUAAAGUACAACAGGAACCAAUUCAGUGUGCGCCAGCUAGCCCUCAUCACCGCCACCUGGGUCCUCUCCCUUGGUGUGGCGAGUCCUGUCAUCUUUGGCCUCAACCAAGUGCCAGGCCGCGACCCCACCGUAUGCAAGCUAGAGGAUGACCGCUUUGUGGUUUAUUCCUCAGUCUGCUCCUUCUUCGUGCCUUGCCCUGUCAUGCUCUUCCUAUACUACUGGAUGUUCCGCGGCCUGCGGCGCUGGAGCACGGGCCGGAGCCGGUCCGAGGUGGCACGGAGCGGCCGCCGUACCCUCUCCUUACGCCUCAGCUCCGCAUUGCGCAGGGAGAAAACCGGGAAGACGGGGAGCCGGGAGAAAGUGGUGUACGUCAUGCCCGUGGGGCUGAGUCCUACAUCUCCAUCGACCAUGUCCAUGGCAUCGCCCACAGCGACCCCAGUGGCAGAGGAACAGCAGGACGGGGCAGGCAUUGUGCCUGAGAGUGACCCCAUGACAACACAGAUGGACAGUGUAUCAGAUGCAGAUCCCGCUGAGAGGCCGCCCAGGGAGGGGAGCUCCCGGGAAAAUGGCCUGGCCAAGGCACCUGGAGCAAAGAGAGGACGACGCAACAGCAAGAGCAGCAGAGUGAGCGGGAGGGAACGCAAAGCUAUGAAAGUCCUGCCGGUCGUCGUGGGUGUGUUCCUGGCCUGUUGGACCCCCUUCUUCGUGGUUCAUGUCACCAAGGUACUUUGUGAGUCCUGUGCCAUUGGCCCGACACUCAUCUCUGUUGUAACGUGGCUCGGUUACGUAAACAGUGCCGUUAACCCUAUAAUCUACACUGCGUUCAAUGCAGAGUUUCGGAAUGUCUUUCACAAACUGCUCUGCUGUCGGACAUGAGUCACCACGCCCCGGAGCAUCGCGUCUUCAAAAAUACUGUGUAUGGUCUGUGGCUCUGACAAGCCUCAAAUGUCCUUGGCUGUCCUACUCUGCUGUGUGAUGUGACAGCUGGGUUUUUAGGAUUCUCCUCUCGGGUAUGAGACCUGUCCUACAGGAAUGUUCUUCAAAAACUUGGCAAUCCCCACAUGUUAAAUGAUUCAUUCCACACAUUUUGUUUUCUGGCUUUCAGUUCAGGACACGCAGGAAGUUGAACCAACGAGAACAAGAUGCUCUUUGACGAAUGCCUUAGUUCACUGGUGGACUGGAAGACAAUGACUGUAUCAUAUUUUGUAAUGACUGUAUCAUACCUUGUGAAGGUUUUUCCUCUUGUGAAUUAAAUGAAUACAAUAAUCAUUAAUACUGUUACGCUUACAGCCCAGAGGCAUAAAAUAUGUGAACAUGUGCAGAAUUUCAAAUUAUGUAUGUACUUUGAUAUGCUGUUUUUUUCAUACUCAUAGUACAUUUUGAUGUUACGUAUUAUUCUAUUUUCAUUUCAAAAUGUGCAGGUUUGCAAAAAAGUGUCAUGGUAUUUUUAUUUUUAUUCUCUUUCUUUUUCCCAAAAAACUGUUGAAAUAUUUUUUUUUAGGUCAGAGCAUGGCGGCUGAGGCAAACAUGGAAUUUGCCUAAAUGCAGGGUGACAGAAAAAAAAAAUUAUAUAUAUGAGAGAGCAACAGAAAGAUAUAUAUAUUAUGAAUGUUUACACAGGACUGUCUUCAAGGCAUAAGGAAAUAUUGUGGAAGCUGUAAAAGAGGAUAUCAUUUGUAGUAGUUUCAUCUGUAAAGUGCUAUGAAAGUGCUGUGAAGAGGUGAAUGUGGCAAUAUGUAGCUUAAACACCAAUAUUUGUCAUUGAUGGAAAAAUAAU
Messenger RNA from Myripristis murdjan (pinecone soldierfish), 2766 nucleotides. It is a transcript of the gene drd4-rs, whose product is annotated as dopamine receptor D4 related sequence. Lineage: Eukaryota; Metazoa; Chordata; Actinopteri; Holocentriformes; Holocentridae. Gene Ontology annotation, cellular component: plasma membrane. Bases 516 to 1865 code for a protein of 449 amino acids. Gene Ontology annotation, biological process: regulation of potassium ion transport; negative regulation of voltage-gated calcium channel activity; negative regulation of synaptic transmission, glutamatergic. The transcript is spliced from 6 exons. Gene Ontology annotation, molecular function: G protein-coupled receptor activity; dopamine neurotransmitter receptor activity, coupled via Gi/Go. The record is from RefSeq and is a predicted model, not a curated record.